Messenger RNA from Trachemys scripta elegans, 6006 nucleotides. It is a transcript of the gene SYCP2, whose product is annotated as synaptonemal complex protein 2. NCBI's taxonomy places the organism in Eukaryota, Metazoa, Chordata, Testudines, Emydidae. The record is from RefSeq and is a predicted model, not a curated record. The coding region runs from base 104 to 4828 and encodes 1574 amino acids. The transcript is spliced from 45 exons.
UACAGUCAGAGUGAUUCUUGCUAAGAUGUGUUUCUUAAGCCAUAAGGCUGGCCUCCUUGGGGAAGGCCUGAUAUUUUCAAGCUGAUUAUGUGAAGUUGCCAAAAUGCCAGCUAAACGUGAGGUGCAGUUGGAAAAAUGCAUAGAUGAUGCCACAAGAAAAAAUAACUUCCAGUUAUUAGAACAAUUUCUGCAAACAGAAGGAUGUGAUAACAUUUCUCAUAAGUGCAGCAAACAGUUUUUCAACAAAUUUGACAAACUUAUAUGCCGGGAACUUGACAAACAAGAAGUCAAGAAUGUUUCAACUUUGCUAAAUUCUCUUCAGAAAUAUGGUAAAAAUAUCAUCAUACCAGGUGGAGAUGGUUUUCAAGCAAUGAUCAAAUAUGGUCUUGUUGAAAAGAUGGUUAGUUGGUUUGAAAAGGCAAAAGAAAUUCUGAUAUUUAGAAGAAAUGAAAAAAAUGAAGCACUUACAAGUCUAGUUGAAGAUUUCUUCGAUGUUUUGAUGCUUGUACAUGAUACCAACAGUGAAGGUAAAAUACAAACAUUAGAAAGCUUUAUACUGAGAAUAUGUACCCUUGUUGCUGAUGUAAGAAUCAAUAUUUAUAUUCAGCAAGAGGCUGUAAGAAAACUUAAUUCAAUGCUUGAUACUAUGCCUCGAGAAGCCAGAAAAAAAAUUAUUUCCACGAAGGAAAUGUUCCUUGUCAUGAAUGAUAUGGGAAAGAGAAUUUUAGAUGCUGGAGACUAUGACUUGCAAGUAGCCAUUACUGAAGCUUUAUGCAGAAUGACAUCAGAAAAACAAAGAGGAGAACUGGCACGCCAGUGGUUUUCUAUGGAGUUUGUGACCAAUGCAUUUAAAGGAAUUAAGGACUCUGAGUUUGAAACAGACUGCAGAAAAUUUCUUAACCAGGUGAACGGAAUGCUUGGAGACAAAAGAAGAGUUUUUACAUAUCCUUGUUUGUCAGCAAUCCUUGAUAAAUAUGAGCUACAGAUACCUUUGGAUGAAAAUCUUGACGAAUUUUGGAUUGAUUUUAAUGUUGGUAGCCGAAGUAUAUCCUUCUAUGUUGCAGCAGAUGAUGAAGAUCAUCAAUGGGAAACAGUCAGCAUACCUGAAGAAGAGGUAGAAAUGUACAGUCUUGAAGAAAAAGAGUCAAAGAAGUUACUAACAAUAAUUCUAAAAAAUCCAGUAACUGUGGGUAAUCAAGAAGGGGAGCAAAUGUUCCUAUAUUUUGAUCCUGUCUUGGAAAUCAUGGAAGUGGCCAGAAAGGUUUAUGGUACGAAUAAAUGUAAGGGAUUUACCAAGAAGCAAGCCACAUCAGUUGCCAAAACAUCAGUACAUAUAAUUUUUGAUGAAAGUGGAUCACAGGUUCUUGUACCAGAAAGUCAAUUGUCACCUUGCUUGAAAGAAAAAUCAGGAAUGGAAGGGAAAUCCAGUAAGUCUGUAAAACAACAACUUCCUGUACAACAAAGGAAUUGGAAUAUAAAAACUAACCAAGAGAACUGCAAAAAUAUUCAAUCUAAGAUUACUACACCUACUAAAAGGAAAGUGUCUGAAGCAUCAGUGAUUGUCCCAGGUACUGGUAGACUGCCUCUGAGGAGCCCAUUGGUAUUUGUCAAUUCGUCAACUCCCCGAAAGGCCCGCUUUAAACUGCCUUUGCAAAUGAUGAGCUCUUCUGAAAAAAAUAACAUUACCAGAAUAACUGAGAGUGGAAUAAAUAAUUUAGAUCUAGAGCAUACUGGACCACAUAUAUCUUCUAUAGCUGACUCUCUUAAAAGGCGUAAUGUUGCUGCAGAAAAAGAGCAUAUGUCAGCUGAAAAAGUUUUGGAAAUGAUACAAAAUGAGGCAGACAGUGAGACCAGCCAAAAACAAACACUACAUGAACUAUUAGAUAUUGUUCCUGAUUCUCAGCCAGUAGGCAGAAAUGACAAACCUUUAUUGCCUGGUCUUUUGGAAAGUUCUGCUGAUGAAAAUAAAAUCUGGAAAAAACAGGCAUGCUCUGUACCUGAGAAGCUUAUAACAAAGUGUGACAAGCAGAAGAGAAGUACAUCAUCAGGACAUACAUUCCAACAAGUUCCUGGUCUCAGUGAAAGAGCUGCCAAACAAAAAGCUUUCUAUUCAAUCUUUGAAAGUACUUCUCCAAAACAACAAGCUCAGAGCAGAAAAAUAUCAAAGAAGCAACAAAAUGAAACCGAAAAAACAGAAGAAAACUGCAUAAGACACAGAGGACAAACGCUAAACAGUUCUAACCAUUUAGAACAGAAAAUACUAAGUACAGAGGCAAAAGAAGUUCCCACCACACCCGAAACAUCUUUUAAUUCAGUUUAUCCAACUAAAAUGACUGAAAAAUCUCUGGGAUCUUCAAUGAAAUUAGUGUUGGCCAGAAAUUCUAAGGAAGAAGUUGAUGUUUCUCUUAAAAAAGGGACUACAAAUCAUAAAAAAUCUGAGAUGAAAGCAAAAUCUAAAGAAAUGGCUGAACCAAUAGAAUCAAUAAUAAGUAAAAUCAGUGAAAGAUAUAAACAAAAGGAUGAUAUCGAACAGGCAAGAAAAGCAAGAGAAUUUUUAGCUAAUAACAGGUCAUGUUUAAAUAAGUCUGGUUUCAAAGUCAAUAAGGAAAAAGUUCAGAAUAGAAGCUGUAGAAACGUAAAAACUAGAGCUGUGCUUAAUAUGACUACAGGACAUAUUGUGGAUGAUGUUUACAAUUUUAACUUAAGUGGAUUUGAUGAACCUACGAUAAAGCUUGGAGGCCAAGAAUUACAUGUUACUAACCUGAAGGCUAGUACAAAUCUGACAGGAAAAAAGAAUCCUGAUGAAAGCAAAAGUACCAUCCAGAAAAAAGUAGAUAAUAAAAAUAGAACUAAUAAAAAUAAGAAGCAUCUCUUUAGUGACACUGACACAGAAUACAGAGGUGAUGACAGCAAGACAGAUAUCAGUUGGCUACGAGAGUCUAGCAGAAAACCUAAACCCCAACUAAUAGACUACAGCAGAACUAAAAAUCUGAAGAAAUCUAAAAGUAUAGAAGCAACAGAUACGUUCUGUGACCCUGCAUGUCUGAUGGAUAUAUCUGAAGGGAAAAAAACAAAAAAUAAAAAGGUACCAGUUAGUAAAAAACAAAAUACAAAAGCUGAUGAGAGAAUAAAACAGACAACCAGACCAAAAUGGCCUCGAAGAGCAGCAUUAGCAAAAAAAAGUUAUAAGGAUUACUCAAAUUCAGAGUCAGAGAGUGAACAGGAAUCUUCACAGUGCUUACGUAGGAAAGAAAAAUUCAGAGUACAGCAAGAGCACAAAAAUGGCCAAAACAAAGCUGUGAGUCAACACAAGGAACUACAGAACAAUGUUUCUACAGAGCCAAAAAAGGGAAUAUCAAGAAAUCAACAGCAAAUAUUUGCUAAAUCAAAAGACCCUAUAAAACAAAGAAAAUUAGAAAUGUCAUCAGUAGCCUCACCUGAAAGCCCAGCAUCUGUUGAGACGAUGAGAUGUGCUGAAAAAGUACCAGAGGAAGCAUUUACCCAGGAACAGGUUUCCUUGAAAAGAUCAUCAUCAUCAUCAUAUCUUCAGGACUCAACACCAGAAAAGAGGGAGUCCUUACGCAUUGUGAAAGGAAUUUCAGCUAACAAGCUUUAUACAACAAAAAAGAAUAAGCAAAGUAUACAUCUAAAACAAUCCCCUGAAAAUGUCAAAAAGUUGGUAUUUGGAAAUGAAAGUUUAUCACCAGUUUUAAGUCCACUUUCUUUGCCUACUCUGACUCCAGUAACUAUGGACAAAGCUGUCACGAGUGGAAAAGACACAGAGGUUACUGAACCUGAGGUGGAAAUAUGUGAUAUUAGUGAGGCAGUGAAUGUUACGAAUUACCUUUCAGACAAACUCUCCAUUACCGCAGAACUGAAAGAUCUUACUAAAAAUAUGCAAAAUAAAGGAGAGGAAUCUGUACCUCCAUCUCAAUUAUGCACUUCCAGUGGAAGCAGAGAACAGUCAUGGUGUGAAGAUCCCUGUGGCACCAUACAUGAAUCCGGGCCUACAGUUCAAGUGAAUCUCAAACGAAUGUACCACAGUGAUGCAGAAAGUGAUUCUGAUGAAGUGGAAAUGAGGAAGGAAGAAGAAGAGAGAAAAACAAAGCUUCUCCCUAGAAAAUUAUUUAAAGCAGAUGAUGAUACUGUGUAUAAAGAGAAAUCCAUAAUGCAGUGUGCAAGGACUCAUUCCUUUUCCAGAAAUGGGAAGAAGUGGGGUGCAACAAACGAAAUAACUGUGUCCGAGAGCAUCUCUACUGUGUCUGUAAAUGAAUUGUCUCUUUUGGAUGGAGAGGUCUGCGACCCUGGUUGUUCAAGUAUAGGGAUAGGUCAGAAGCUCCAUAAGGAAUUUACUAGGAAAAUUCAGAGCCGCUCAAGAAGAAUGGACCACUUUACCAAGCAAUCCUUGAAAACAGCUCAGCAGCAUUUGACAACAGUGAGUUGUCAGUUGCAUGAAUGCAGGAUCAAGCAGCUGGACAAAUUUCAUUUCACCAUCGUAGAGGAGCUUGAGAGUUUUGAAAAAGAUUCCCAAUCUUUGAAAAAUAUGGAGAAAGAAUUAUUGAACUUUUGGAAAAAACAUGCACUUACGUUUAGUGCUUGCAAGAAAAAUGAACAGCGGAGGAUUCAGAUUCUUAAAACUUCAUUUGAAAAGCACAUCUCCCACAGUGUUAACUAUGAGGAAAAUAUUUUUACUUCUGAGAUGCAUCUAAUGAAAGAAGACAUGAAAGGGCUUCAAGAGAAGCUUCUUAAAGAAAUGCAUGAAGAGGAGCUGUUUAAUGUUCGCAGAGGAUUGCAGACACUGUUUCUGGCAGAAGGGAGAAAAUUCUAAUAUCGUAAAUUCAUAUAUUUUUGAAAAUGUUUGUUUAUAUUAAGAUUACUUUUUACCAAUGAGAAGUUUUGACAAUUGCAUAUUUACUGAAAGCUUUUUAAAGAAGUGCUAUUUUAAAAGGAUCUUCAUAUACUAAAUUAGGAAUAUUUAUUAACAAGGGGUCAUUUUAAAAGGUUUAUUUAUUGGCAUAGAAAAAAGGAGUAAUUUGCAAUUAAAACUGAAGUAAGUGUCAUGUUUUAGAUUUGCAUGUGUACAUAGGACUUCUAUAGCAAUUAAUAGGAGCUGUGUUGUACAUAUCCAGACACAGAAUUUGACCAUACAUUCUUUAGCACAUGAAAAGGAGAUCAAAUGGCAUUUUUGAAAGUUGUAUCCUAUUUACUUAUGGUAUUAGCUUUCAGUUGGAAUUUGUCAUUGACUAAAAAUGUUUUGUAAAAAUAUAUAUAUGUUUUAACCAUAUUGAAAAUGUGUAUUAAACAUUUCAGAAAAAAUAUACUUUGUGUCUUUUUUCACAUUUACAAAUUUGUGGCAUUAUCACAAGGCCUAAGCAAACUGGUGCAUAUUUUAGGCCAUUUUGAACUCAAAGUCUCUGUAAAUCUAUGAUUGGUAAAGCUCUCUAAAACAGAUCGUCCAGGAUGGCCUGCCCUUUGUAUAGAAAUACAUCACAUUAACCAGACUACAUCUUCCUUUUUUUCCCCCUAAACCACACCUGACUAAAGAUGAGACAGUAUUGCACACACUCAGUGUCAAGAGGACAUUAGCUUUUUACCUGGACAGGACUAAGCCAUUUAGAAAAUCUCCCAUGUUGUUUGUGUCUAUUGCUGACAGGUCCAAGGAAUCUCCAGUUUCCAAUCAAAAACUCUCUGGAUGGAUAUCUUUUGAUAUCAUUCUAAUGAUCUCCAACCUCUUCCUAAAGUACUAGGUCUCUUUCUGCUUCAGCAGCCUUUCUUAAGAAUGUCCUCAUAACUGAGCUGUGUAGAGCUGCAACUUGUAUCUCCAUAUGCACUUUUUCUAAACAUUGUGCAGUAAUUCAGACUUGGCUUUAGAUGCCAUGAUUGGCUCUACUAUACUAUCUUCCCUUUUGGACUCUAUUCAGAAGUCUAUUUCCAUUCCACUAGAGCAGUGGUCCCCAACCUUUUUCGUCUGGCAGAUGCCAGACGACGAGCCACGGAGGACCCUGG